AUGAACUCCGGUAGCCCAAGUCCUGUCCGUAGUGCAGAGAUAAACGAAGCGGAAGAGGUGGAGCGCGGCGGGUUGCUACCGCCUCUACAUUCGGAUUCAAGCACCUCGUCGCGCUCCAGGGAACUUUCAUCACCCAACCCUGCUUUUGGUGUUGUUCCAACCGUGUCCAGUUGGACAGGUGGCUCGCCUUCCUCAGAUUCAUGGAAUGAUAUGAGCCGCUGUUCAUCCGGCCACAGCGGUCAAUCACAAACUGUGGAGAACCGACAUCGGUCAGCAAAUCCUGUGUUUUCGUUUGGCCCACGAACAACGAGCGGCGGGAGCCUGCGGAGCGGUACAUUACCGAACUUACCAAAAGUGGUCCUGCACACAAGGAAAGACAAUGUAAUGAGGGAACACAUUUACUGCGUCGGAACACCGGACGGUAGGCGUGGGUUCUUAGCGAAUUGCUUGAUACACGCAGAGGACAUGGACACAAAAGCGAUCGUGGAAGAAAUGAUUCCCGGAAUGUUACUGGUCUCGACCUUCAGCGAUUCCUGCUGCACAACAGCCAGUGUGCUCUCAGGUUUAGUAAAGCAUUUGCGUGUUGUUAAGAAGGAUGUGUUUGUGUACUUUAUUGGUCUCAUUGUGAGCCUUUGUUGCUCUCCCGAUCUCAUGGUCGUGCGCCAGAUCUCAUCCUCUCUUCGGGACAUCGUUCAGUUUGUGGAGGAUGAAGUUGUUGAGGAGAUCCUUGCACCGCUUGUCAUGUCGAUGAACAUGUCGGAGUGGAGCUCGCCGAAGGCGGUUGCAGCUUCUUUGCUUGGGGCACUGGCAACUCGCAAAAACGUCAUCCGUGCAAGUGAACAAAGUGUCAAACAGUAUUUUAAUCAGUUCGUCAAUCUUGCUGGAGAUGGGAGCACAUUUGUGAGGCAGGUUUGCGCUGAGUCGAUGCAUUUUUGGAUUUCAGUGGCUGGAGCGCACCAAGUAAGCCUCAAGGAGAUGACACUGUCACUCGUGCGCAAGCGCAUGUCCAGGGAUGGUAGCGACGCUGUUCGCUACAGCUAUGUUGCUCAGCUGCUCCCACUAGCUGAAAAAAUUGGAAGGUCAGAAACAACAAAACAUCUGCAGAGUUUGCUUAUCAGUGCAAGCAGUGACAGUAGUUGGCGUGUCAGAUAUUACACUGCGAACUGUCUUUCCGCCUUUUCUCGUCUGUGUAUGAGACCAUCGGAUCUCGUUGGAGUGUUUAUGAGCCUCAGUAGGGAUGAAAUGAAGGAGGUGCGUGCCGCUGUUGUUGAACAACUCGGUGCGUUUACUCCAGACAUUGUACCUAUGCAAGUGGCUGUCAGGGCUUGUAUUAGCGUUUCCCUUCUUGCCAAGGAUGAAGAACCUCUAGUUAGAGAGGCAGUUGCAAAACAACUACAUUUACUACUAUCGCCCUUGAUUGUGCAAAUGUACUCGUCGGACCAGCGGCAGCAGUUGCUGAUGUUGCUCACCGACACAAAUUUCACUGUAGCCGAAACUGCCACACGGAACUCGGCUCGAGUAGUUGAGACCCUGCUCAAAUAUAUGCAGGCUGACGCUCCGAUAAACUUAUCUGGUUCUUCUCCCUCUAUUCCCAUUGAGCAUACGAACAGCGCUGCUGCGGCACGAAGCAGUGGUCCAAAGAAAACUACGAAGGGUUCGGCAGCAGAGGAAGCGGCAGUAGUGGGUGCAGAUAAAAAGGGGAUGGAGGACCACGCAACGGAAGAGUUUAUAGACCGUACAGCAGAGGAGUUAAGGGCGCACGCUACAAGUGUUGUGGUGGGCCUUGCAGAAAAGCUGCGCUGCGUGAGUGAGUCAUCCAUUUGGCGUAUGCGUGAAGCUGCUGUGGAUGCUCUCCGUCACUUCUGCGCUGCAAUGCCAUGGGAGGAAUUUACGCCACUCUUGAAUACCAUACGUGCCCUAUUGAGGGAUCCGGUCAAUGUUGUUCGUACACGCUCCGCAGACACACUUGCAGUGGUUGCCGGGGCGUAUGGGCCAGAGAUGGCGGCUUUCAUGAUGUCUGAACUUCUCGACAACGAGUUUGAUUUAGCAAACAACCUGCCGUUUACCUCGAGGAUAGUGGCUAUUCGCUGCUUGUCCUCCCUUGUUCCAUUAGUUGACAGUUUUCGUUCGGGCGACAACCGGCACCACGAGUUGCGUGAGCGCUGGGUAUCAACAAUUUCAUUACUCGCGGAGGAUGAUGUACCUAACGUACGCUUGAUGCUCGCGAGAACUAUAGCAGAGCACUGGAAUUGGUAUAAGUCGUGCGCUGCGAAGAGUGAAGUUAUAUGUAACUGCGUGGAGCGGCUAAAGCGUGAUGUAGAUGUAGAUGUAGUAAACGCUGUAAGGGAUCUCCACUUAAAUUUCCGUAAGGCAUGA
Trypanosoma brucei brucei TREU927 is the source of this 2376-nucleotide messenger RNA. RefSeq names its product protein phosphatase 2A regulatory subunit, putative. Gene Ontology annotation, cellular component: protein phosphatase type 2A complex; cytoplasm. Gene Ontology annotation, molecular function: protein binding; protein phosphatase regulator activity. The record is from RefSeq and is a predicted model, not a curated record. The transcript has a single exon. NCBI's taxonomy places the organism in Eukaryota, Euglenozoa, Kinetoplastea, Trypanosomatida, Trypanosomatidae. Gene Ontology annotation, biological process: protein dephosphorylation. The coding region runs from base 1 to 2376 and encodes 791 amino acids.